AUUUCAAAUGAAAUUUAGUCUUUUUGCAACAUUCAUAAAGCUAAUUUCUAGAUUUUCGAAAGAAUCAUGUCUGCUAAACUCUCACUAGUUGUUGUUUUGGCACUGUUGUCGAUCGUUUCUGCACGCGUGAUUCGUGAGGCUCCAAAGGAAGAGAAUGUUGCCAGUGAUAUUUUUCAAUCGGUUGAUGAAAAUAUCCAGAAAUUGAAAGACGCUGUCUUUAAGGUCUUCGAAGUGAAAAAUGAAGAAGAACUCAACAACAAAAUAAAGGAACAAGGAAAAGACAUUGCAAAAACAUUUGAUCAGAAGAUCGGCGAAGCUAGGCAACAGUUCAGCGAAUUCCAAGACAGUGAAAAUUUCAAGAAAUUUAAGGCAGAAGCUGAUCGAUUGUUUGGAGAGAUCACAAAAAAUUUUAAAAAUUAACAUUUCUUUAUGACUUAUGUUAUUUAAAAGUCUAAACUUCUAAUAAAAUAAUAAAUUAUUAUUUCAAUCAAAAGGAAUACACUUAUCAAAAAAUCUAGCGUUAGAUCUAGUUUAAAGUAAGCAGUUUUCACUCAAUUAUAAUUAUCUGUAAUAUUUUCUGCUUUGAAUAGCUACUACUCGUACUUGCCUAUUCUGAGUAUCCGCUGUCGGAUCUUAUAAAACAAUAUAUCAGUUAGAGAUUAUUUAA
This is a messenger RNA of Teleopsis dalmanni, 667 nucleotides long. RefSeq lists its product as uncharacterized. The record is from RefSeq and is a predicted model, not a curated record. Lineage: Eukaryota; Metazoa; Arthropoda; Insecta; Diptera; Diopsidae. The transcript is spliced from 3 exons. Bases 67 to 420 code for a protein of 117 amino acids.